This is a messenger RNA of Rhineura floridana, 1889 nucleotides long. RefSeq names its product branched chain keto acid dehydrogenase E1 subunit beta (gene BCKDHB). The record is from RefSeq and is a predicted model, not a curated record. Gene Ontology annotation, molecular function: catalytic activity. The coding region runs from base 56 to 1174 and encodes 372 amino acids. Lineage: Eukaryota; Metazoa; Chordata; Lepidosauria; Squamata; Rhineuridae. Gene Ontology annotation, biological process: response to nutrient; branched-chain amino acid catabolic process. The transcript has 11 exons.
ACGUCUCAGUGUGAGAUAGCUAGGCCGCGCGCCGGUUUUCUUAUUAACGGCCAACAUGGCGCUUACUGGGCUCGCGCUGCGCAGUGUAGUGGCGUUCCCGAGGCCACGGCUACGUUUCGCUUCAGGGUCUUUGUUCCGCAGGCACGCGGCGCAUUUCACUUUUCAGCCGGACCCAGAGCCCACCGAGUAUGGCCACACACAGAAAAUGAACCUCUUCCAGUCUAUAACAAGUGCCUUGGAUAAUGCCUUGUCCAGAGAUCCAACAGCAGUAAUAUUUGGUGAAGAUGUAGCCUUUGGUGGAGUCUUCAGGUGCACUCUUGGUUUGAGAGAUAAAUAUGGUAAAGACAGAGUGUUCAAUACUCCUUUAUGUGAACAAGGAAUUGUAGGAUUUGGCAUUGGAGUUGCAGUCUCUGGUGCUACAGCCAUUGCAGAAAUACAGUUUGCUGACUAUAUUUAUCCUGCCUUUGAUCAGAUCGUUAAUGAGGCAGCAAAGUAUCGGUAUCGCUCUGGAAAUCUCUUUGACUGUGGAAGCCUCACUAUAAGAGCCCCUUGGGGUUGUGUGGGUCAUGGUUCAUUAUAUCAUUCUCAAAGCCCUGAAGCCUUUUUUGCUCAUUGUCCAGGACUAAAGAUUGUUGUUCCAAGAGGUCCUGUUGAAGCCAAAGGAUUAUUGCUAUCAUGCAUAGAAGAUAAAAACCCUUGUAUAUUCUUUGAACCUAAAAUACUGUACCGAGCAGCAGUGGAGCAAGUCCCUGUAGAACCAUACUACAUUCCACUUUCUCAGGCAGAAGUGCUUCAGAAUGGAAGUGAUGUUACACUGGUGGCCUGGGGUACUCAGGUUCAUGUUAUCAAAGAGGUAGCAGCUAUGGCUCAAGAAAAGCUUGGUGUGUCCUGUGAGGUAAUUGAUCUGAAGACUAUUCUGCCUUGGGAUGCAGAGACUAUAUGCAAGUCAGUGGCAAAGACUGGACGAUUGCUGAUUAGCCAUGAAGCCCCUGUUACAGGAGGUUUUGCAUCAGAAAUUAGCUCCACAGUCCAGGAGGAGUGCUUCUUGAAUCUAGAAGCGCCUAUUUCAAGAGUGUGUGGUUAUGACACUCCAUUUCCUCACAUUUUUGAGCCAUUCUAUAUCCCAGACAAAUGGAAAUGCUAUGAUGCACUUCGAAAAAUGAUAAAUUAUUGAUCAUGCAGGUAAGAAGAACAAGAAGAGAAGGCAGUCACUGGCUACCGAACUAUUAGCAUAAACUGGGAUCUUUUAAAAAAAUGUAGAGAAGUAUGUGAAAUUAUUUUCUCAAAUGCAUUAAUUUGGACUCAUCUUGGCUAUUCAUCAAAAGCUAUAAUUUCUGCCAGCUGCAGAAUCAAGAAUGGGCAGGUGACUACUGGAAAAUCUUCCCCUUUAAUUGUGGACAUGAUGAGGGUGCUAAAAUAAUAUACCAUAUCAAUUAAGUCUUGGGUUGCACUCAGUAAAGAUGGAGGGUUAGAUCCAAAGCUGCCAUUCUACUUACGCAAAAAAAUCUACUUGCGCAACGGAACUUCUCUCCCUUACAGUACCCUGCAUAUCUUCUGGAGCAGAUUUUGGGAAUGCACAGGAAGAGGCGAGGAAGAGGGGAAGCCCUGUUGUGUCCAGCACUGGAUUCCACCUACUGUAAUUAGGAAACCUUUGGUGUGCAAUUUCUUUUGCCUUAAUUAAUAAAUCUGUGUUUACACUGAUUUAACAAUAGACCUCUGUGUAUAAAAUAAUAUUGACAGUGGUUGUACAUUUUGGCAUUUAUUUAUUUAUUUUAGACCCCCUUAUGUCAAUGAUAUAAGCUGACACUUUUUUAAAAAAGCCAUGUAUCCUUAAGUUGGCUUUGUAAGACACUCUGUGAUCCAAAAUUAAAAUGAACAUGAUUCUCAAA